This is a messenger RNA of Metopolophium dirhodum (rose-grain aphid), 604 nucleotides long. RefSeq lists its product as uncharacterized. The coding region runs from base 56 to 604 and encodes 182 amino acids. NCBI's taxonomy places the organism in Eukaryota, Metazoa, Arthropoda, Insecta, Hemiptera, Aphididae. The transcript has 2 exons. The record is from RefSeq and is a predicted model, not a curated record.
AUACUUACCAUCGGUUUGGUAUUUUGACGAGUUGGAGUUUUUACGGGAUCACGAAAUGCAAAUAUCUGGAACAUUGACAAUGGAUGAAGAAAGUAAUGAUCCUCAAGACGUAACAUUGGAAAAUUCGAAAUAUAUGUUUGAAACAAGCACUCUUGAAACUCUUGAAACGACUUCACACGAACCACAAAAAAAGAAGAAAAAAAUGGAAAAUUCUGAAGAAAAGAGGAAGAAUGAUUUGCUAGAAUUAGCAUGCAGCCGCCUACAGCAAUCUACAUCCGAUAACGACGUUUUAGCAAAAUCGUGGGCAAUUGAACUAGGAAAACUUGAACCAAAUCAACAACUGUUUGCUCAAAAAGCAAUUAACGAUAUCCUGUUUGAAGCUCGCUUAAAAACUCUCCAUAGAAACUCAGUAAAAAUUAAUCAUUCUUGUAUAUGCUCGCGCUCUUCAACACCAUCUACAUUUAUUCAACCUGCGCCUGUGUAUAUAUCUUCAAAUUCAAAUUCAUCACUGUCUGGUCAUACAUGGGAGACCCCACACGUUUCAAAUACUGCAGCUUACAAUAGUUUCAGUGAACUUUUUAACGACACUCAGUAUACAAAUUAA